Paraphaeosphaeria sporulosa is the source of this 2048-nucleotide messenger RNA. RefSeq lists its product as uncharacterized. The transcript has 3 exons. Gene Ontology annotation, biological process: maturation of SSU-rRNA from tricistronic rRNA transcript (SSU-rRNA, 5.8S rRNA, LSU-rRNA). The record is from RefSeq and is a predicted model, not a curated record. Bases 30 to 1973 code for a protein of 647 amino acids. Lineage: Eukaryota; Fungi; Ascomycota; Dothideomycetes; Pleosporales; Didymosphaeriaceae. Gene Ontology annotation, cellular component: small-subunit processome; nucleolus.
ACAUCGAACAGCUCCACCGCGUCGCAAACAUGGGCAAGAAAAGAAAAGCUGGAGGCCGCUAUGGUGAGUCCAAGGAACCGAAGGAGGAAAACUCAAAGCUUGCGAUAAGCACGUACGAGGACGUCGCCGAUUCAGAGGACGAAUUCCACAUCAAUCGCGAUAAGAUAUUACUGGAUGAUGGGCCCGCUGCGAAGAAGCUGCGCAAGUGGAGGGAAGAGGACGAGUUUCUGCAACCUGAAGACGAGGAGGUUCUCGACUACGACGAGGAUGAUGAUGAGGACGACAUCGAGGAGGAGCGAUUCGACGAGGAUGCUGAGGUAGACGAAAAUGAUGCGCGCAAACCUGAGGCCGAAGACGACGAAGAUAUGGAGGGCUGGGGCCCGUCAAAGAGAGACUACUACAAUGCGGACGCAAUCGAAACAGAGCAGGAUGCGCUUGACGAAGAAGCGGAGGCUCUGCGGAUACAAAGGAAGCAAUUACAGUCAAUGACGGAGGCAGAUUUUGGCUUCGACGAGGACGAGUGGGCGCGUCAGGACGGCGAUGCAGGCGCAGAUUCGGGCAAAGUGGUUACGGAAGUGUUGCCACAACUCCGGAUCACAGCUGACAUGUCUGAGGAAGAGAGACUAAAGAUUCUACGUUCACGAUACCCUGAGUUUGAACCGAUUUCGCAAGAAUACCUCCGGUUACAGCCAGUGCACGACGAGCUGGCUGCCGCUGCCAACGCCGCUGCACGUCUCAUCAAAGCUCAUACCUCAAAAUCUGGAAAGUGGAGCGCAACAUCUCUACCCGUUCCGAUGACGAUCACCAAGUACCGAGCUUGUGCAGCGUACCUAGCGGCUAUGUCGAUGUACUUUGCAGUCCUGGGAUCGACAGCACAGGAAGGUAAUUCCAUCAUGAUUGCAUUAGACCCCGCCGAACUCCACGAACAUCCCGUCAUGGAAAGCCUACUCAAGACUCGAACUCUUUGGGAAAGAGUGGAGAGUUUGCCAGUUGGAGACCCUAUGGUAGAGGCGGCACUCGCCGAUGAGUUGUCAGUAAUCGACGAAGCAUCAGCUGUUGAGACCGGCAACGAUCUAGAUGUAGCAGUGAAGGAGAAGAAGCCGAAGAAGAGCAAAGCUCAACGCGCAGCCGACCUAGCACAAGCGAGGUCCGAGGCACGCCGGGCAGAGAAGCUGCGUCAAACCGAAGAGGAGCUUGCAUCUCUCGCUUCGCUUACUGGAUCCAAAGCACUCAAGGCUUCUCGCAAGAAGAAGGCCGAGCAGCCAAAGAUCAACCUUCUCAAUGCAGAAGACUCCGACUUUGGCGAGGAGACAGAGCUUACGGCACACGAACUUGCACAGAAGGCUGCCAAGAAAAAGAGCUUGCGAUUCUACACCUCGCAAAUCACACAGAAGGCGAACAAGCGCGAUGCUGCAGGUAAAGACCAGGGUGGCGAUGCCGACGUUCCUCACCGCGAGCGCUUGAAGGAUCGCCAGGCCCGCCUGCAAGCGGAAGCUGAGAAGAAGGGCCAAAACAGGGCGGGUCCAGGUGCUGCUCUUGGUGAAGGCGGCGACAGCUCCGACGAGGGCGAUGCCGAGCCACCGCGUCCUGAAGACUUCGAAGAUGAGGAAGGCUAUUAUGAUAUGGUGGCAGCAAAGAGCAACGCGAAGCAGCAGCAAAAGGCCGAUCGCGCUGCAGCAUAUGCCAAAGCCGCCGCAGAAGGAGCUCAAGUCAUUGAACAGGAAAUCAUCGGCGAAGAUGGGAAGCGAGCAAUCACAUGGGCAAUCGAAAAGAACCGUGGCCUAACUCCCCACCGGAAGAAGCAGAAUCGCAAUCCGCGUGUCAAGAAGAAGAUCCGCUACGAAGCCAAGAAGAAGGCGCUCAAGUCCCAAAAACCAGUCUUCGACGCCGGAAAGAAAGCCAAGGGCGGUGCUUCCUACCAGGGAGAACUUACUGGUAUCAAAAAGGGAUUGGUUAGGAGUAGAAAGCUGUAGGAAUAAUGUGAUAUGCCGUUGCACAGUCGGAACGAUUGGACUCGGUCCGAGUUCACCUAACAAAGACUCCAUUUC